Aspergillus saccharolyticus JOP 1030-1 is the source of this 2484-nucleotide messenger RNA. Its product is annotated as fanconi-associated nuclease 1. Gene Ontology annotation, molecular function: flap-structured DNA binding; 5'-3' exonuclease activity; 5'-flap endonuclease activity. Gene Ontology annotation, cellular component: nucleus. The record is from RefSeq and is a predicted model, not a curated record. Gene Ontology annotation, biological process: interstrand cross-link repair. The transcript is spliced from 5 exons. Bases 1 to 2484 code for a protein of 827 amino acids. Lineage: Eukaryota; Fungi; Ascomycota; Eurotiomycetes; Eurotiales; Aspergillaceae.
AUGUCCCUUUUGGACUACUGGGAAACCCAGCGUCCGAACCCGAAGCGCAGAAAAACCGCCGCAGAUGACAAGCCCGCCACCUCGAAUACUAAUUCUCCCGGUGACACGGAAAACACCCCGGACUCUUCUGAUGCCCCGCCGGUCAAGAGCUCUGCAAUCGAAGGUGAAGACGACUUCCCUGUCUCGAAUAGCCAGACAGAACUCGAAUCGUCUCUCCCGGCCAUCCAAGAUGACAGCCAAGCCAUCGAGGAAUAUGAAGCUUCAAGGUUGGCUAGCCAGGAGGAGCCGGAUCUUCACCAGAGACUCCAGAAUGGCAAGUGGCGCAAGGGGCGGAGCUCCAUCUAUGUCGAUGCGUUCAACCUAGCACUGGAAACUGUGCUGGAUGAGGAGGCGCACCUGUUCGAUGAGGUGGAGAUGGAAGUCUUCAAACAAUGGCAGGAGCUGGACUAUGAGGCUCAAUACCUAUACGUACGACUUUUCCUUCGAAAGACGUCCGCUUGGCAUCGCAUCAAUCGACUGGGCUACUAUUCGGACAUCGCAGACAUGCCCCGAGUGGUAGCCUCGUUGCGACGCCCUCGCAGCCUUCCGCCCUCGUCGUGUCCGUUAUCCGCGGGUGGUGAAACCCCCGCGGACAUCGACCCGGCCCCUGCGCUACGCUUGACCGGCGAGUUUCGAUUCGCCGAGCACAUGGACCAGAUCACAACCUUAGAGGAAGCUUCUUCUUUGUUGCUUCUUGACGAGCUUAAGACACUCGCGAAAGAGGCCAAGGUGCAGGGCAAGAGUAAGAAUGAGCUCAUCGCGGCUCUACACCGCGCCAGUCAGAAACAGACCGGUCUGGGCUGGAGCCCUAAACCGAGCGAAGCAGAACCCCUGGGUCUCAACCGCGAUGUGCAUUUUAUGCAGAAGAUUUUUGACUAUACGGGCGAUUGUAUCCGAUUGGCAACGGGCCCACUCGCUCUGUUUGAGCGUGUCCAUCUGGUCUUCUACCGCUCCACCGAAUGGACUGAAAAGUCCCUCACCACCAUCAUCCUGGCCAAGAUCUCCCGCAAGACAUUCCCCGCCUACGUCGUUUGCCGGUCCGGCUCAAUCUUCCCGUCCCGCGAAUUCCUUCUGGAGUUCGAAACCGCCUUGCGCAUCCAAUUCCAGAUCGACAACUACCUCGAGUUCAGCGGCACCCCGACGGGAGAACAUCUGAACAAGAUCAAAGACCUCGCGUACAAGGUCUACCCGCGGUGGAAAGUCUUACUGGCGCAGGAACAGCGCAAGGAAGAUACCAUCUAUGAAUACGGCGAAGGGGCGUACCUGCGCCGGUUCUCGCCCGCAUGGGUCUACACGCGGAUCAUCCACAAGGGCCUCCACCCGCUCGGACGCUUCAAGGAACACCAGGAAGAACAUCGACUUCUGACGGAGCUGCUUGAUCAACGCCUGUUCCAUGCCGCCCGGCGGGGGGCCUGGUAUCAGCGCAAAGCCCUGCUCGAGGAACACUACAUGUGGGCCCUCACUGACUUUGAGGGCCGCAGCGAGGAAGUCCAGCGCAAACACUGGCGGCGGAUCGCGCUGCGGACCUGCGAGACGGGUCUCGAGGACCCCAACUGCCACCUGAUCUUCCACUACGAUCUGCAGAAACGGAUCAUGAAGCUUGAGCGCGCGCUGAAGAUCGUCAAGCGCGAGCAGCAUGAUUUCGGGCAUGUGCGGCUGGCGAAGCCCGAGGAGCGGACGAUCGCGGGCAUCCAGAUCGUCGUGCCGGAGGUGGUUGUCUCGGAGACCACCGACUCGCCGUUGGGAAGUAGUAGUAAUAGUAGUAGUAGUAGCACUAGUACUAGCAACAGUACCCGACGAGGCCGUCCCACGGUCUGGGUGGACGAGAGGGAAGGCGGGGAAUGCCGCGUCGAGACCAUGUGUCUGAACUGGUAUCGAGCACAAGGCUGGAAAGGAUACCACUCUGAGGGAGGCAUUGUGAGAACCUUAUUCAGCUACCUCUUCUACGACAUCCUCUUCAACACCUACGUCCCCAACGUCUUCCAAACCCCCUUCCAAACCUCGCCGCUCGAUCUCCACACCGACGCCUUCUACCCCACCCGCGCCAGCGAGAUCAACCACCGCCUCGUCGAGAUCACCAACGGCGCUGCGGAGCGCAUCCUGCGCGAGGUCCACGCGCGCGAGUCCCCGACGCAGACCUGCGCCGUCGGGUUGGACUGGUCCUUUGAGCUGGAGGAUCUCGUCGAGGUGGUGCGGUGUUUUCCGGGCGAGGCGCUGGCGUGCAUCUGCAAGGUGUUGGCGCAGGAGUAUUCCGUGCGUGGGGGUGGGGUGCCGGAUCUGUUGGUUUGGAGGGUGUUUGAUAGGGUGAUGUUUGUGGAGGUCAAGUCGGAGAAUGAUCGGUUGAGUGACACGCAGCGGUUGUGGAUUCAUGUAAUCUCUGGCGCGGGGGUGCGGGUGGAGUUGUGUAAUGCGGUUGCGCGGGAGGUGAGGGUUGCUGGAUCUUGA